CACAUGACUUCACCUGACUCAAACAAUGUAGUUAAACAACAAGAUGACAAGCCUAGCAAAACAUGCUCUGCAACAGCGUGCAGCAUGCAGUGCGCAGCUAUUCGGAGCCAAAGGAAAGAAGUGUGUUUAUAAAUCGCUCUCUGUUGUUGAUGUUGUUGUCGUUGAAUAGGCGGUUGAUAUGAGCUAAUUCUUUUAAUUAACUUUAUCAACCAUUAAUUAAACCCUAUAAAACUAACUGCGUCUUUCUAAGACAUACAGAAGUAACGAAUUUUGGAAUUACAUAUAACUGUCAAGAAAAUUAUGAACAAAUACUAACUCUGAACACAGGAUGAACUGGAUUACUGCAGAUUAACGAUAAUCUCAAUAAUUGGCUUGGCAAUUAUUUUUUUUUUAACAACCUUUUUUUUUUCCUAUCUGCGGAAAAGAUGCUGGGGGACAACGAAAGCCUCCCAAUUGAUAACGACAACUAUCUGGAAAAUUGGAAAGAAAAACGACGGACAAAGAAGAAAGACUUACCUGUUACCUUGACAGAGGAGGAAAAGGAGGAGGUGAAGAAAGCAAAGACAAUGCUCACAGAGAGAGGAGGAGGUAAUGUCAGGGGAGCAGGAAAAGAAGAGGCUGUAUUGCGUACUGGAGGUGGUGCGAUGAAGGACUCAAGAAGAUGGACUGUAGCGGAUGAGAGUGGAAUACAGGGUUUGGGAGGAAAAUUGGGUUUAGAGAAAGAGGCUGACGCUUCCAAAGAGUCAGAAUUAGAGAGGGUUUUUAGAAGACGGGGAAGUGGCUUAAAGGAUGUGAAGUCUAUGCUACAGCAACAAGAACAAGAGAAACAUAAUGAAGUGCUCCAACGACAACAAAGGUCUCGGUCAAUGAUCAGUUCUCUAAAGUACCAUGACAAUGAUAAGAAGAUUGAAGAUGACAAAGGCAAAGCUGAUCGUGGUUGUGGUGGUGGUGGUGGUGGUGGUGAUGACGACGGUGGUAACCAAGGGCAGCAUGGUGGAGACGACAAGAAAGAUGAAAAAAAUAAGGAUCAGGACACACUGCAUGAUCCCCUUCAUUGUCGACCUGGCCACCAUGAAGGGGAUAACCAUGAUAUCAACAAAGACAACAGCAACAAAAACAAUGUAACUUCCCCCAGUCCUCGUUCUCGGUCGUCUACAGGUGAAUGUCUUAAACAAGUUCCUCAGACAAGGAGUGGAACUAAGGAAGAGGAGAAGGAGAGGAUAGGAAAAAUAGAUAAAGAGAAGGAGAGGGUAGGAAGAAUAGAUAAAGAGAAAGAAGAGAAGGAGGACAUCCCAGAGGUGGGGAAGAGGAAGGAUAGUUAUGAUGAUAGUAGGAGUAAGGCGAGAAGAGAGAGUAAUGAUGAUGGUGUGAGCAACAGAAAGGAGAAGUCUCAGAAGGGUGAGGGUAAGAGUGAGAGGAGGGAUAAAGGUGAGAAGGAAGGCAAAGAGAAAGUGAAGGAGGUGAAGCAGGAGGGAAGAGGUGUUGGGGAGGAUAAAACCAACAGGUUAAGCGGCUUGAGUGAGCCGUGUGCAGCUGAGGAUAAUCCUAAGACUUCUGCAUCAUGCACUGACAGCAACGCACCUUUAGUUGCUGCUACUGCUGCUGCCGGCAGUGUUGAUGAAAAAUUAACACAACCUUCACAGACUGCUGCAGCUACUACAACUACUACUACUACUGGUACUGCUACUACUACUACCACUGUUAAAGCUCUUACUUCUACUGCUUCAACUGAAGCUGAAGCUGAUCGUCCUGUUGUCCGAAGAUCAACACGACUAACAACAACAACAUCAAAAGCAUCAGCAGCAGCAGUCGCUGCAGAAGUAUCUAGUAAGUUUAAGCGACCCCAGAGCUCGUUUUCUCCAUCAUCAACAUCAUCAUCAUCAGCAGUUUCUGGAUCUUCUCCUGUCUUCCAACCACUUAAAAGACCACUGUCUUUGGCUCAAGCUUCACACCCAUUGCCAGCUUCACCGUCCAAACUUUCAGCGAAGACAACAACAACGACCACCACCACUGCCACCACCAGCAUCACUGCCACCAACCCCACUUCAACUUCAACAUCGGAUAGUUCCUCCUCUGCUGUUUCUCCUUUGUCUUCACUUUUGUCUUCUUCCUCGUCUUCAUCUUCACUAACCAGACCACUGAGAGUAACUGCACCAACAUCCGGCCUUCCGCCUCUGGCGUUGAAACCUCACCUUGGCCUUACAAAUUCAGAACUACAGACAGAUCAAAAUACUGCUCCGGCUCCAGAGCCAAAUAAGUCCCAGGAAGUUGCCUCCACCAUUCCUGAGAUUUCAGGAGAGGUUGUCACUAAAGUUAACAGUAGCAAAAACAACAACGAGAUACCACAACAAUGCCUGGAAUCAGCUCUUACCAAUUGUGAAUCUGACUCCAAAGAAACCAAAAGUAGUAUAGAACCUCCAAGUGAUUCAGGACUGGAUACAGGAAUAGAACCACUUGUAAGUCCCAAUUCAGAUCUUGACCAAACUGACUUUAGUCAGUCAAAUGACCACAAUGAGGAGAAGGAUACAGUCUCUGAGAUUUUGACCUUGAGCCAGAAGAAGGUUGAUUUCAACUUGGAACUCAGCAAAAGUAGUUCAGAUAUAUAUGGCAUCAUGAAACAGGUGCCAAAUGAGAAAGCGAUGUCAGAAUCUGACCUUUCUGCGAUCAAAGUCACCCGAACAUUGACCAAUGAAACCGCCCGACAUAAGCUUCUACUCCGCAGGAAGAGUUCCCUGGCUCGACGCCAGAGGCCUUCACGUGCAAGGAAACGAACAGACAGUGAGAGUGAUUCUGACACUAGCCGACCUAACACAGGAGAUGGCAUUCAGGAUCAGCCGCUAUCAUUUAGCUCUGAAUUGAAAAACUUCCAUGAAAAUGAGAAAAUCGACACUGACAGUUCUCUCGAAAAGGUCCCUGAAAAUAUCACUGAUUACCUUCCAAAGGUGUCUGGUAAACAUGGAGAUCCUGGAUUACAACUGAAAAGGGAAAAGAAUUUGGAGAACGAAGCUGUGUUUAGCACCCAGUCUGCCAUUCGCUUAAGAAACUUGUACAACAACGACAGUGACCAAAAAACUGAACCAAACUACGUCAAAGAGGCAAGCCCACAGACAGAAAAAUCGUUAUCUUCCAAGAGAAUCGGUGAAAUACCUGAACCAUUACAGCUAUCACCAGAAGAUCUUUCUCCUCCACCGUUAUUGUCUUCACCACCACCAUCUUCACCGGAGCCGUUCUCAUCACCACCACCAGUACCAGAAUCAGUUGAGCCCCAAGUGCCUUUCAGAAGGUUCAGGCCCCCACAUUUGCGUAAAGGAGCAAACAAGAAUAACACCGAUAAUGUCCUUGAAGAGAGUGUUGACAAAAACUGGCAAAACAGCCUGAACGAACUGAAUACAAGAAUAAGUCGAAAGGGUCCCUCAAAUGGAAAUUUGACUGAAUCUUUCAAAGGUCCAAGAAUUUUGAGAACGAAAUCAAGUAUUGAAAGACAAAUUUAUAAGAAUUUGGUUGAGCCGGAAACAUUGAAUGAAAAGGAAUUGUCAAAGACAGAAGAUGGCUCUUCUGUAAAUGACAAAAGUGAAGAUCUUUUGAUUGAAGAUUACAAAAAACGAAAAUCAAUUUCUGAAAGUAAUUAUUCCUUUGAUGUAAAAUCUGUUCUUCGAAAGGUUCCCGAGAAUGCAAAAGAAAAGUCUCCAAGAGAUGACAGUUUGGCUCCAAAAGAACCAUUAUUUAAGAAUCUAGAAUCAAGGCGAUCGACUUCUUUUGUUCAUCUUGAAAAAAAAUCUGAUACCAAAGUUCAGAAAGACCCACCUUGGCUCAAAGAUUUCUCUGGAAAAAAAGUUGGUCGCAUUUUUUCUAAAUUUGAUUGUGUGAAAUCUCCAACAGAGAAAGAAUCUGAUAAAGAGCAAACUCCGAAAAUCUGGGAAACAUACCAGACUCCAAAAACCAACAUUAAUGGUGCCGAAAUCAGUAAGACCAGGCCAUCCAGUUUGUUCACUAGUUCUUCCACGCCACUGAAAGACACAAAUAAAACCCCUGUUUUAUCGGAAAACAAGAAGCCUGUGAUAAAUAAGGAAGGGAAAAAACUGUCCUCAUCAUCAUCAUUAUCGUCAUCUUCACUGCAGAAACACAAGACUGAGUCGAAACCGAAUGAAAGCUGGUCUACACCAACAACAUACAGGAGAAAGAGUCAAGAAUCAGAUAAAAUCUCACAACAGCGGAAGUCAGUGUCAAGCACUCAGAACUUAUCCUUCUCAGUUUCAAGUAUUUCUGAAGCUGUUCCAGACUGGAAGAAGAAAUUGGCUGAGAAAAACAAGACCAAAAGAGAAUCAUUCUCAAAAAUAAAGAAUUUUAAUUCUUAUAAAAAAUACUUUACACUUAAUGUCUCCAAGAUCAAAAACCAUAAAUGGACUAACAGGAACUAUACGAUUCCAACAGUAAAAUCCCAAACGCGACAACAACAGCAACAAAAACAAUCAUUGUCGUCGAUAUUGUCUCCUUCAAGAACAACUGCUAUAGCAGCAGUGGCAACGGCAACAACAUCAACAACAACAACAGCAACAACAACAGCGGCUGCAAUUGUGACUGCAACAACCACAGCGACCAUUAUUGGGACGGUUGCAGCAUCGACUGCCAUUGCAGAAAUAACAACAUCACCAAAUAAAGAUAGUUUUGAAAAAUGUGGCAUUGAUAUUAACAACAGCAACAACGAUAUUUAUUACAACAACAACAAUAACAGCUAUAGCAACAACAACAACAACAGCAGCAGCAGUCAGACCAACGGCUACAACAUCAAUAACAGCAACUAUUACCACAACAAUUACUACGAGAGCUACCCAAACCAGAACGAGUAUAACAACGUCAAUAAUUCUAGUAACUAUAGCAACGAAUAUCUCCAUUGGGAACUUCAGCAAAACAAUAUGUAUAAUCCGAAUGAUAACUUUUAUCCUAAUAUGGGUCCUUAUCCGACGCCAUCAGUUUCUAUGCCAAAUGUGACAGAUGAGAGUUACCAGUCAUGGUACCAAGGCCAACCCCAACAAAACUACUACAAUGGUUAUUACCAAAGUUAUCCCAUGUACAAUGCACAACAAGGCUGUCCAACUGAUGUUUCUUAUUCUAUGCCUCAUAUUGCACACUCAGCUUCAUUUGAUGGUCAGAUAUAUGACCAGCCAAGAUAUGACCCUAAUUAUCCACCAUUGACUUCGCAAUCAUUCGAUUCAUUUGUCUAUCCUGACGAGAAAACCGUUGAUAGUCCAAGAACACCAAAAAUUAGCCCCAAACCAUCUCCUAAAUCGAGUCCCAAACCAACUCCCAAAUUGAGUCCUUCAACUAAAAGUGCCAACAAUUUAGAGUGCCACAGUGAUGACAAUGGCUCAGCGUCUCCAGUUCGAAACUCUGCUCGAUUUGUUAAAGUCCUUCCCUCAACUCUCGGUAUUGAUUCACCAAUUAGUAAACCUAAAUUGAGAGGCCGUAAACAACCGGUUUCAACACCAGACACAAGUCCUCAAAAGCCCUCUUGUCCUAUGUAUUCUUUGAGUAAUGCAGAAAGCCAGCAUGAUCUACCUAGUGCAGUUAAGGCCAAACAGUCAAACAAAUCUCUCUAUGUGCGUGUUUUGCCAGCACCUAUACUAUCUGAGAAAAAGUUAAGUCCUAAGAAGAUUAAAGAAUUUACUGAUUUAUCUCCUCAGUCAAGUCCAGUAAAUCACAUUCCAAAGACUUCAAACCUUAAUAAGAAAAAUUCACAUCACUCCAGCCCCGAGAUGAAAUAUUUCUCUAAAAAAUUCUUCAGCAAGAAAACUGAAAAUAUAUCCAGUGAUUCUGAUCUGACACCAGAACACAAAGAGAAAAGGCCUAAAUCAAAGCGCUACCGAUUAAAAUUUCCUGCUAGUCCGAAAUUUUCACCAUUUAAGAACAAGAAAUCAAAGAGUGUAUCAAGUAAAUCCAAAUCCAGUUCAGAGAACAGUCCUGUGCAGAGUGAUGGAGUCACUGAUGACAGCAAUGAAGUUGACGAGGAUGAUACCAAGGAGAAAGCCACCAUGCAACAAGUGAAAGGACCUUAUUACCAGAUCUUGCGGAGCCCGCUGAAAAACAAGAGUAUUAGACCAAACCUAGAGCGGUCUUAUACAGUUCCAGUGAUGGAUACAAAUGACGAGGACUUUUUAAAUCGAUUGGAUAUUAACGAUAACAGCUCGGACAGUGAAGUUAGCACUGAGAAAGUUAAUCGAUCUUUUGUCCGUACCCGUCGGGUUGAUGACAUCAGCCAGAACAAGACAGAAGAUGCCUCCACAGUACAGCCAGCUUGGCGGCAAAAACUUGCCAAUAAAAACAAGAGCUCCCAGAGUAUUGAGCAAUCAGAUAAGAAAGUGUCUGAGAAACCUGAGUGGAUAAGAAAAGCUGAAGAGAGAAGAGCUCGUGUAUCACAAAGCAGUUUGUUGAAGAACUGACAGCAAGAUUCCUUCAUCCCAGAUAAGAAAGAAGUUUGAAAAAUGACUGAGAACAUCUUUGGCAACCAAAGCAAAAGAAAAAACUACACCCAAUGCAUGUGCAAAGAUGGUUACAACUGUAAAAGCCCUUCUUUGAAAAAUAACCUUCGUAAUUCUAUUUUUCAAACUCUGCUCACUCCAGAUUUUUUUAUUUAUUUUCCCAAAAUUGGGAAUUAAUUAAAAAAAAUUACUUUGUUCAAUACUGAAUAUUCCUAUUAGUCAUUGAAUUAAAAAAAAAAAAAUUGCAUAUAUACAUAUACAUAUAUAUAUAUAUAUAUGUAUAUAUGUACUGAAAUUUAACUGGUGUGAAAAACAACUAAAUAAAAAGAUUAAAAUGUUUUUUAAAGAAAUAUUUGCAAAAACAAAAGGAAAAAAAAUACUAAAGAUUUUGGUAUGUUAGUUCCAAGACCAACUUUGGAACAAAAG
Octopus sinensis (East Asian common octopus) is the source of this 6902-nucleotide messenger RNA. Its product is annotated as serine-rich adhesin for platelets. Bases 426 to 6437 code for a protein of 2003 amino acids. The record is from RefSeq and is a predicted model, not a curated record. The transcript has 14 exons. Lineage: Eukaryota; Metazoa; Mollusca; Cephalopoda; Octopoda; Octopodidae.